GCGGUGACAAAGCUGCGGAUGUUUCGUAACGAAUUAUUUAAUUGUGUGUUCUAUGAAAGCUGAACAGUAGUGAUUGUUCUUCGAUUGGAACCAGCAGCGGGCGGCCUCAACCCGCUGUAAUCCGAGGCUAAGAUGGCUUCGACUGUGGCCAACAGAGCAAUGGGAGCCAUCAUAGGAUCCGCUGUUGCAGAUGCAGCAGCGCAGCCCCUGCACUGGGUGUACGACCUCCAAAAGCUGAAGGCGAUUCUGGAUGAGAAUCCAAACCCGGAGUUUCGUUCUGAGUCUGCAAACCCUUUCUACAGAAGGCAGACGGGCCAGCAGAGCUGCUACGGAGACCAGGCGUACGUCCUCCUGGAGUCCCUGUCUGAAUGUGGAGGGCUGAAUGUUAAGGAUCUGACGCAGCGCGUGCUGAAAUUCUUUGGUCCGGGAUCAGAGUACGACACGCCUGUCAACGAUCCGUACAGACAGAAAGGAGGACCCAGGCCUCAGCUGCCGAUUGAUGGACCGUGGAGACAGGGAAGUCUGAAGGGCUUUCUGAAGAAUGUGGAUGCAGGCAAAGAGGAGACAGGCUGUGAGACUGACUGUCAGAUUGAUGGAAUAGCCAAGCUGGCGCCCAUCGUGGCUUUUUACGCCGGACAGCCGGACAUGCUGGAAAAAGUGGAACUGGCCACCCGAGUCACCCAGAAUAACGACGAAUGUGUGGCAGAGACGCUGGCUGCAGCGAGGUUCCUGGAGCAUUUCAUCCUGAACGGUCCCGACCCCAAUGCUUUGGACGUCGUGCUCGGUCAGCUGAAUGACCCAAACAGAAAGCAGCCGCAGGAUCUGGACAGAGCAGUCAUUGCACACCUCCAUCAGGUGAAGGAGAAUUUAUCCAAGACUCCACAGCAAGUGAUCCCCACCGUCUUUCCAAACACAUGAGGUUUGCCAGGUGCGUUCCAAGCAGCGCUGCACGGAGUCCUGACGGCCAGCCGGUACGAGUCGGCCGUCAGAGACACCAUGAGCUGCGGCGGAUGCACCUGCAGCAGAGGAUCCUUCAUAGGAGCGUGUCUUGGGGCUCAGGUUGGGCUGGAGGCAAUUCCAACUUCCUGGACAUCCAAAACCCUGCGCUUCAACUCGGUGUUGGAGCACGCCAAGAAGAUAACUACACACCUGUAGUUCGUGUGCUCUAAUGAGCCAGAACAUCAUGAAACACUGUUGAGCUUCUCCAGAGCAGUAAAUGAAGGGUCUUGUCUAAACUUUUGGGUGACAGGAGCCAGAUGUGUUUGUCUCUGUUCAAGUUUGAAAUGUUGUUUCAGAUGUUCUGCAGCAUGAAAUUCAUUAAAAAGCAGCAAUAU
Salarias fasciatus (jewelled blenny) is the source of this 1334-nucleotide messenger RNA. RefSeq names its product crystallin J1A-like. The record is from RefSeq and is a predicted model, not a curated record. The transcript is spliced from 10 exons. Lineage: Eukaryota; Metazoa; Chordata; Actinopteri; Blenniiformes; Blenniidae.